This is a messenger RNA of Triplophysa rosa, 1152 nucleotides long. Its product is annotated as dual specificity protein kinase CLK2-like. Gene Ontology annotation, biological process: protein phosphorylation; regulation of RNA splicing. Gene Ontology annotation, cellular component: nucleus. Lineage: Eukaryota; Metazoa; Chordata; Actinopteri; Cypriniformes; Nemacheilidae. The record is from RefSeq and is a predicted model, not a curated record. The coding region runs from base 388 to 1152 and encodes 254 amino acids. Gene Ontology annotation, molecular function: ATP binding; protein tyrosine kinase activity. The transcript has 8 exons.
AGCCUACUGUUUUCAUCUGUAAACAACAAACAUCUGUUUACUGCGUGUUCAUGUGUGAAUUGUUUUAUAGAGUUAAUGAAUGUUGUAGCAAACACACUUGACUUCUUAACUUCAUUUACACAAGUGCGUGUGUCAUUCUGCAUUGGAAAAUGUGUACAAUUGAUGUGUGUAUUUUGGGUCUGUGUGUGUAAUGAAAUCUCCAUCUUGGCACUUCAGAGCUGUCGAUGGGUGUCUCAUUGGUGUCUUAGGACGUUCCCAGGGGGGUCGUAAGGAGGGUUUAAAAAUAGCCUGCGUCUCUCUCCCUUACACACACACACACACACACACACACACACACUCGGUCUCUUCUCUCUGUGCUGGUAAUGUGUGUAUUUUACUAUAGUCAUUAUGGGUAAAACAGAGUUGCACUCUGUGUGGAGGAGCAUCCUGGACUGUUUCUGCCUCUGUCUGUGUAGAUGUGGGAGUUGUGUGCGAGGCUGUGCUGUUAAAGAUGAUGAGGAGGGUCAUCUGAUCUAUGAGCCGGGUGAUGUGUUACAGGACAGAUAUGAGAUUGUGGGAACGCUGGGAAAGGGAACGUUUGGGAAAGUGCUGGAGUGUGUCGACCAUCGCAGGGGGGGCUCUCACAUCGCUCUGAAGAUCAUCAAGAAUGUGAAGAAAUACAGAGAAGCGGCUCAUCUGGAGAUCAAUGUUCUGGAGAACAUCAAACAGAAAGACCCGGAUCAUGAGAGUCUGUGUGUACAGAUGUCGGAGUGGUUCGACUAUCACGGUCACGUGUGUCUCAGUUUUGAGCUGCUGGCCGUCAGCACGUUUGACUUCAUGAAGCAGAAUCAUUACCUGCCGUAUCCCAUCAGUCAGGUCAGACACAUGGCCUAUCAGAUCUGCCUCGCCGUCAACUUUCUACACGACAACAAGCUGACACACACAGACCUCAAACCCGAGAACGUCUUGUUUGUGAACGCUGAAUACACAGUCACGUGUAACUCACAGCAGAAGAGAGACGAGCGAUGUGUCAAGAACACAACUGUGAGGCUGGUGGAUUUCGGCAGCGCCACAUUUGACCACGAGCAUCACAGCACUGUUGUUUCCACCCGACACUACAGAGCGCCGGAGGUCAUUCUGGAGCUGUCGAUGGGUGUCUCAUUGGUGUCUUAG